CUCCACCGAGUUCCUCUUCUCUCUCCAUCCUCUAUUUUUCUCUCUCUCUAAAACCUCACGCGAGAGAAACUCGAAGGGGAAACAAAGAUCUAUGAAUCGAAGCGGUGAUCGAGGGAGAUGGGUGGGGUGACAUCGUCGAUAGCAGCGAAGUUCGCGUUCUUCCCUCCGACCCCUCCGUCGUACCAUGUGGUUACCGAUGAGCAAAGCGGGAAGCUGGUAAUUCCGGAGAUCUCGUCAGUGAUUGUGAGGAAGGUGGACGGAAUUGAGGUGCUGAGGCUACCGACACGCCGGGGGAGCGAGAUCAUUGCGGUAUAUUUAAAGAACAAUAGGGCUAAGGGUACGUUGCUCUACUCUCAUGGCAACGCUGCGGAUAUCGGCCAGAUGUUUGACCUCUUCAUUGAGCUUAGUGCACACCUCCGUGUUAAUAUCAUGGCGUAUGACUAUUCUGGAUACGGGCAAUCUACUGGCAAGCCCAGUGAGUAUAACACAUAUGCAGACAUAGAAGCAGUAUAUGAUUGUGUGAAGACACAAUAUGCUGCAAAAGAUGAGGAUCUAAUUCUAUAUGGCCAAUCUGUCGGUAGUGGUCCAACUGUUGACCUUGCCUCGCGUCUUCCGAACUUAAGAGCUGUGGUUCUGCAUAGUGGCAUCCUUUCUGGUCUCCGAGUGCUAAGUCCUGUCAAACGCUCAUAUUGGUUUGACAUUUAUAAGAAUGUCGACAAAAUUGGCUUGGUGAACUGUCCUGUUCUGGUUAUUCAUGGUACAGCAGAUGACGUUGUUGAUUGCUCCCAUGGGAAGCAACUUUGGGAGCUUUGCAAAGAAAAAUAUGAGCCACUCUGGCUUAAAGGUGCUGGCCAUUGCAACGUCGAACUUUACCCUGAGUACAUAAGACAUCUGAAGAAAUUUGUGUCGACUGUCAGUCACUGGAAUACCGGAAGAACCCGCAUGGGUACAACACAGGCUAACAUCAAUGAUCAAAGUCAACAGACUGCGUUUUGGACUUCAGCUUAUACAAAUGCAGACAGUGACAUUCCUGAAUCAUCAUCAGCAACAAGUUUUGGCAACCAGCUUAGAAAGUUCAGUGAUGAAUGAUCGUUGAUCUUAUUGACGUAAACAAGAGAAGAAAAUCUUCAUGAAUAAAUGGUAUGUAGCUUAGGAGCCAAAUUAUAUACCAUCUUGUGUAUAUUUUCUUAUACCAGUCCUAUUGCAUAAAGCGGAUUAGCGGUCUGAGUCAAGUCAAUCACUCAGGUUGUUGAUUGCUCCAUGUUGUAUGUUCAAAAAAUUGGAAACUGAAAGAUGGUUCAUGUGCUUUUGUUGCCUGAAAAAUUGAAAGAAUAUGUUUUCAUGAA
Molecule: messenger RNA, 1346 nt
Organism: Dioscorea cayenensis subsp. rotundata (Guinea yam)
Lineage: Eukaryota; Viridiplantae; Streptophyta; Magnoliopsida; Dioscoreales; Dioscoreaceae
Product: alpha/beta hydrolase domain-containing protein 17B-like
Exons: 5
Coding region: 118-1089 (323 amino acids)
Source: RefSeq, a predicted model, not a curated record